Hyla sarda is the source of this 2245-nucleotide messenger RNA. It is a transcript of the gene ATG14, whose product is annotated as autophagy related 14. Gene Ontology annotation, biological process: autophagosome assembly; cellular response to starvation; mitophagy. The record is from RefSeq and is a predicted model, not a curated record. Bases 102 to 1595 code for a protein of 497 amino acids. NCBI's taxonomy places the organism in Eukaryota, Metazoa, Chordata, Amphibia, Anura, Hylidae. The transcript has 10 exons. Gene Ontology annotation, cellular component: extrinsic component of phagophore assembly site membrane; extrinsic component of omegasome membrane; mitochondria-associated endoplasmic reticulum membrane contact site.
CAGCCUGUCAGUCACGCACACUUCAGCCCCGCCCCUCUUUUCCCAGCAUACAGCAGCGUAAAAGCAAAACACCACGUGACACCCGGUGAGAAGAAGCUGUCAUGGCGUCCCCCUGUGAGCGGGGAGCCCCGAGCUGGCAGCGCUUGGCGGCGGCGGCGGGGGGAAGCGGCAGCCCCCGCCGAGGGACGGAGCUGGUGGACUCUGUGGACGACGCGGAGGGGCUGUAUGUGGCGGUGGAGCGCUGCCCGCUAUGUAACACCACCCGCCGGAGGCUGACCUGCGCCAAGUGCGUCCAGAGCGGGGACUUCAUCUUCUUUGACGGGAGGGACACGGAGAGGUUUGCAGACAAGAGGGAGAGAUUAAAUCGCUUAAGGGAAACGCAGCUGGAUUUUCAGAAACAGGUGGCAUCAGUUGUAGAGGGCAAGCUGGCAGCAGACAAGCUGAAAUGGAAGAUCAUGUCUUGCAAGAUGCGGAUUGAACAGCUGAAGCAGAGCAUAUGGAACGGGAAUGAGGAGAUUGCAAAGAAUUCCGAACUUCUUACCAAGUCCAAAAAAUACAACCACGAAAUCUAUCUCAGGAGUCAAAGGCAUCAGGAGAAGAAGGAGAAGAUACAGAGGCGGAACCAAAGGCUCAGCGUGGUAGUGGAGAAGAGGAACAAAGAUCUGAAGAGUCGGCACGCAGAGUUGGCCAGCCUCCGACGAUCACAUAUUCUGGAGCUGACUUCAGUGAUAUUUCCCAUAGGAGAAGUGAGAAAUAUAACAAGGGAUCCCGCCGACGUUUCUUUUGAGAACGACAAUGCAAUGACCUCCAGCACUGUGAGCAAGUUGGCUGAAGCCCGCAGAACCACUUACCUUUCUGGAAGAUGGGUGUGUGAUGAUCACAAUGGAGAUACCAGCAUUAGUAUCGCCGGACCCUGGAUCACUCUGCCCAAUAAUGGCGAUUACUCUGCCUACUACAACUGGGUGGAGGAAAAGAAGACAACACCAGGACCUGAGAUGGAACACAACAACCCGGCGUACACGAUCAGUGCUGCAUUAUGCUAUGCAACUCAGCUGGUUAACACUCUUUCGCACAUAUUAAAUGUCAACCUUCCAAGAAAGAUUUAUAAUAGUGAAUUUUGUGGAGAGAAUUUGAAUCGGUGGAAAUUUAAUCGAGCAGUUAAUAAGCUGAACUCCAACAUUCUCUAUCUGUGCUUUUCUCAGCACGUGGACUUGGAUCUGCUCCAUCCACUACAUACGCUCAGGAAUCUUAUGUACUUGGUUAGUCCAGACAGUGAAAACCUGGGCAGGUCCGGACCUUUUGAAAUCAGUGCUGAUCUUGAGGACUCCAUGGAAUUCGUAGAUCCCAGUGGCGCUGGCGAGAGCGAUGACAGUGGAGAUGAGCACAUAAGCGAUGAAGAAACAGACCUCGGCACUGACUGGGAAAAUCUGCCAAGUCCUAAAUUUUGUGACAUUCCCUCUCAACCACUGGAGAUGCAGGACUGUGAGAGCACCAUGAUGUCUCAGCCCAUCGCCAGCAGUAGUGCCGGGGGGAUGAUCUCCUCUGCCGCGGCCUCCGUCACCUCUUGGUUUAAGGCAUACACUGGACAUCGCUGAUGUGCCUCCGAAGGACACACACAUGGCAUUACCUCUUCUCUCACUAACUUUUUACACAGGCAAGAUAAGCAGUUUGAUUUAUGGCCGAGAACAAACUUUAUAUAGGCAUUUUUUUUCUUUUUGUGCAUGGAUGGAAUUUUUUUAUGUUGACACCGAUUUAUUGCUAAGUUUUAUAAUCGGUGGCUCUUCUGUACAUUCUGGACAGAUGUGCUGCCCACCCACACCAGGCCCAGGAGUUGUAUACAUAUAGAAGGCUUUUCCUGUCACUGAAUAUAUAGUAACAGAUUUGCACUAAAUAUAUAAUAGGGAUUCGUAUUGUAUUGAUUUUAUUGUACCAUUUAUGAUGGUGUCAUGAUAAAGGGCAUCCUUCCUCCCAUCUGAUAGAAGACAAUUGUGAAAUGUUAUCUGUAAUGUUGCUUUGAUUUUUAGUCUGAAUGCUGCACAUCUGCUUUAUACUUGUGCUGCCUGAAUACGAAGGAGAAAGCACUUCUUAGAAUAAGCCCUGGAUAACAGGAUCGAUGCAAAUAUAGCAGCCAACCUAAGGGAAAUAAGGGGAUUGAUGCUUCAUAUUGCAGCCACAUUUAAAGGGGUACUCUGCCCCUAAAUAUCUUAUCCCCUAUACAAAGGAUAGAGGAUAAGAUGUCUGAUUG